AUGGACAAGAAGACGAUGAUGAUCAGGGGACUGAUCAGACCAUUGGUUGACAAGGAGAUCCAGGACGCGGUUUUGCCAGGCAACAAUUCGACAAAUUCGACUGAUCCCCCGACCACCAAGGCUACCGUCCCAGUAGUGGUGGAGGAAGAGCCGACACCUGAGGCUACGCCCUGGAUACUGUACGGUGGAGGGAACGACCGUGCCCGCGCCGACCUCGAGAAGGGCGGCUACAAACAGAAGCAGCAAGGAAAAGCCGGCGGCAAGCAAAAGCCAGCCCAAAAAUACGCCAGACGGCCCCCUGCUCUACCACCCGCUCAGGAGCCCGAUGAACGCGCCUACGCCCCGGUGAACAUCUCCGACGAUACGGCAUCAGCCCGGACCGGGCAGCUGGCCGACCCCGUUCAGCCGCCAGUCAUCCAGCCCGUCUACCCGCCGGUCGUACAACCCGUCGUACAGCCAGUCGUCGCGCCGUGCCCCGUCCCCUACUACGUGCCCCCGCCGAUCGUCGACCUGUGCUACAGCCCGUGCUACGACUACGGGUACGACUACGGGUACUCGGGCUGCUACGACUGCGGCUACGACUGCAACUGCUACGAAUACACCUACGACUAUGACGAAGUCGAGGGCUCCAAUUUUUCGCGGGUGGCACCGUUGUCUCCCUGUCAUUUUGCUACCGACAAUCUAUCUAUUGCCAUAUCAGAGAUGGCAACCACUCCCGGUAUCACGCCAUCUACAACGACGACGACUACAACGACAGUAACUGAUGAUCCUCUGAGUUCUACGACCACGACAUUUUCACCGACUCCAGCCACUGUGCCUACCGCCGCACCAGAUAUCCACCAAGGAACAGCCUGGGGUUGGAUCGUCUUCGGGGUGUUGCUCUUAAUCAUUGCUCUAGCGGCCGUGGCUGCUGUUUUGUGGCGCCGCUACUACAUGAAAAAUAACAAGAAAACUUAUACUCCUAAUGCUGGCGAAGACAAUGCUGCGUUUCGAAGGGAGAGCGCGACUCCAAAGGUCAACUACUCGGUCGCGGACGACGAGGUGAAGGCGUUUACGACCAGUGAAUUGCGAGUGGACAUGUUUCAGCCGCAAGACUCCUUCGAGAACGGCUACAAUGGGGCGUCGGACCACCAUAACCCUACCAACUCCUACGAAGCCACAUCACACCUU
Messenger RNA from Mesorhabditis spiculigera, 1170 nucleotides. The record is from the annotation of a GenBank genome assembly. Lineage: Eukaryota; Metazoa; Nematoda; Chromadorea; Rhabditida; Rhabditidae.